Echinops telfairi (small Madagascar hedgehog) is the source of this 2760-nucleotide messenger RNA. RefSeq names its product AGBL carboxypeptidase 3 (gene AGBL3). Gene Ontology annotation, molecular function: zinc ion binding; metallocarboxypeptidase activity. The coding region runs from base 1 to 2760 and encodes 919 amino acids. Gene Ontology annotation, biological process: proteolysis. NCBI's taxonomy places the organism in Eukaryota, Metazoa, Chordata, Mammalia, Afrosoricida, Tenrecidae. The record is from RefSeq and is a predicted model, not a curated record. The transcript is spliced from 15 exons.
AUGUCAGACGAUUCCGACAAGGAAGCCUAUUCCGACGGAACAGCCAGCGACGAAGAUGAGUCGGAUGAGGAUGAGGAGAACUUCCUGAAACGUGUGCAUGAAGAUCUUCGUCGCUGUGCACUUUUAACAGCAGGCCCCAUCUGCGACCCGUACUUGCCGCAGACGACGCAGAUACUCCUGGAAUACCAGCUAGGGAGAUGGGUGCCCCGCCUGCGCGAGCCACGAGACCUCUACGGCGUGUCCUCUUCCGGCCCCCUGAGCCCGACUCGGUGGCCCUACCACUGCGAGGUCAUAGAUGAGCGAGUCCAGCAUAUCGAUUGGACUCCUUUUCCUGAGCCAGUGUACACCCCAACAGGCCUGGAGUUGGAGCCCUUUUAUCCAAAUGCCAAGGAUGGCGUGGUAGUGUACCUAGCUGAAGAUGCCUCCCCCUUAAGUGAAAAGGGUGCCUCAGUCCCCUGCCCCAUGCUGCUGGCCCCUGAGCCGCCACAGACACAGAUGCCCCUUCCCCCUGGCACGCUCACCAGCAGCUGGGCAGAGCACGAAUACCAGUUGACCUUGCGCCCGGACCUCUUCACUAACAAGCACACCCAGUGGUACUAUUUCCAAGUCACCAAUACGCAGGCAGGGGUCGCCUACAGAUUCACCAUCGUCAACUUCACCAAGCCCACCAGUCUCUACAACCGGGGCAUGCGCCCCCUCUUCUACUCGGAAAAGGACGCCGAGGCCCACCGCGUGGGCUGGAAGAGGAUCGGAGACCAAAUCAAGUACUACAAGAACCACCCGGAGCCAGACGGGCGCCACUAUUUCUCGCUCACCUGGACCUUCCAGUUUCCACACAGCCAGGACACCUGCUACUUCGCGCACUGCUACCCCUACACCUACAGCAACCUGCAGGAAUACCUGUCCGGCGUGCACAGCGACCCGGUGCGCUCCAAGUUCUGCAAAAUCCGCGUGCUGUGCCACACGCUGGCCCGCAACAUGGUGUACGUGCUGACCAUCACCACGCCCUGGAAGAGCAGCGCCGAGCCGCACCAGCGCAAGGCGGUGGUCCUGACGGCGCGGGUGCACCCGGGGGAGACCAACAGCUCCUGGAUCAUGAAGGGCUUCCUGGACUACCUCCUGGGUGCCUCGCGCGACGCGCAGCUGCUCCGGGACAUGUUCAUCUUCAAGGUGGUGCCCAUGCUGAACCCGGACGGCGUGGUCGUGGGCAAUUACCGCUGCUCCCUGGCCGGCCGGGACUUGAACCGCAGCUACAGGUCCGUCCUGAAGGAGUCGUGCCCGUCCGUCUGGUACACCCGGAACAUGAUCCGGAGAUUGAUGGAGAAGCGGGAGGUGAUCCUGUACUGUGACCUGCAUGGGCACAGCAGGAAGGAGAACAUCUUCAUGUACGGCUGUGACGGGAGCAACAGGUCAAAGGCACAGUAUUUACAGCAGCGAAUCUUUCCACUUAUGCUGAGCAAGAACUGCCCAGAUAAAUUCUCAUUCCCAGCUUGCAAGUUUAACGUGCAGAAGAGCAAAGAGGGAACGGGGAGGGUGGUGAUGUGGAGAAUGGGGAUCAGGAACAGCUUCACCAUGGAGGCCACUUUCUGCGGCUCGACUCUGGGUUAUAAACGAGGCACUCAUUUCAAUACCAAAGACCUGGAGUCAAUGGGAUAUCAUUUUUGUGAUUCUCUCCUGGACUACUGUGACCCGGACCGAACCAAGUAUUUUCAGUGCCUGAAAGAAUUGGAGGAAAUGGAGAAGCAUAUGAACUUAGAAAAAAUCAUUGAUGAUUCAGAUACAUCUCUAUUAGAAAUUUCAAUGGAUCUAGAGUCGAGUAGCCGAGGCUCUGACACUUCAGAAUCCAACGACUCUCAGUCUUAUGUUCUCAAGUUAACCCCUCAGCUAAAACCCAAGAAAUAUCUGAAAACUAAGAAGGAAAGGAAUUCUACUAUAGCAGGUUAUAAACAUGCCAGAGACGGACACAAGCGAAUCCGAGAGCAGCGCGCUCACCUCAGCACCCGCAGGGUACGCAGUUCAUCCUCACCCAGCCCUCGAUGGACGACAUUCGAGGACAAGUUGUUCCUGUGGGCCACAGAGCCCACUCCAAAGCACGGUCCCACGGGUCUGCGUCACCACCUGACAAGAAACCCGAAAAGGUGCACAUCUUUCCAAAGCAAGAAGGCAGGCGUAAACCUGACAGAUGACGAGAAGAGAAUCUACCGGGAUAAGAAACUAUCUCAAACGCAAGAAAUGUUGCAAUAUCUACUCCCGAUCAUAGAAAUCACCAAAAGCAAGCAAAUCUCCCAGAUGAACCAGAUAUUCAAUCCACGAGCCAACCUCCAGACCCAUCGUCAUGUAAACACAGCUGCCUGCCUGAAGAGGAACCGCUCGUCAAGCAUGCCAUCCAGAAACCCCCUCUUUCUAGCUCAAAGGGAUCUUCUCAAGGCCAACCCUUCAGAAUGGCUCCAGUGUGUACCCCUGAAGUCCUUUGAAAGUCUGUCACCUCUCAAAGACACCAAAAAUAGGAAAAAAUAUUCUGGCGUCUGGGCCAUCAAGACUGACUACCAGAAGCCCUCCAAUAAUAAGUGGGAGACCAGAUCCACAAGUGGUGAGAUGGAUGCAAAUAUCACAAAAGCUCAAAGUCUUCAAGCUAAAGAGUCCAGCCCGAAGAGCUUGGCCCAUGUAGCCACUUAUCUGACUGAACACAAGAAGGACCAGCCACCAAAUAAGAACAAUGGACAACCCACUUUCCAUUUGAAGUACCGAAGGAGCAAUUAA